Messenger RNA from Periophthalmus magnuspinnatus, 3423 nucleotides. RefSeq names its product chromosome 7 C1orf174 homolog (gene c7h1orf174). The record is from RefSeq and is a predicted model, not a curated record. The coding region runs from base 216 to 734 and encodes 172 amino acids. NCBI's taxonomy places the organism in Eukaryota, Metazoa, Chordata, Actinopteri, Gobiiformes, Gobiidae. The transcript is spliced from 4 exons.
GGGGAAGAUCGGGAGGAACCACACCAUCCAUGGUUCACUUCAGUCCGGGUCCUGCUACCUCCGUGUCCAGCCCAGGGUCCAGCAGCCGGUGGCGGGGAAUCAGGGCAGGAGCUGGGCGCGGGAGGAGAGCUACUCACGACGGGGUCUUUCUCACUGAACUACAAACAUUCUAACCCUGCCCCGGUGCUUGUUUACAUCCGAGAAUUGUUCACGAGAUGCCUGGGCAGCUCAGGAGCAGGAAAAGGAAGAGCAGCUCCCAGUCCAGAGGCACCAGGAAGGUGUAUUCAAGCCAGAAGAGUAAGGUGUGCCUUGACAGGUCAGGCAUCAGCUGUGAGUGUGAGCAGUGGUCAGACCACAAGAGGUGCUCAGCUUCCCCUCAGCCUGUGCCCCACCAUGACAAGGAGAACCAACAGGAGGCACUGUGCUGUGGCGAGCGCAUGGACUACCAGGACUAUAGCAAGCUCUUCCUCGAUGAGGACAGCAACCAGAUACUGCCUGUGGAGCACUUCUUUGGGAACAUGGAUGCUGUUCAGGACUUCCCUCAAAGGCCGUCCGCUCCAUCCACUACUGUGUCCAGAGCUCAGAGGAGGAGACGCUACUUUGCCCUGGAGGACAGUGAGGAGGAGGAGGAGGAGGAGGAGGGAGAAGUGACGAAGAGGAGAGAGGAGGGAGAGAGAGAAGAGCCAGAACAGCCAGAACAGCACCCUGAGGAGUCCCCCUCUGAUAGACACUGAAGCUAGAAGUGCAGAAACCCGAGUGCCAAAGUGAGACUGGAAGGUCGAUGGAGAAGCGACCAAUCCCACUGUAAACCAAACAUGUGGACAUACUCCGGUCCGAGGGCUGUACACGAGAGCUUAUUUUGUGAUAUUUAUUCUUAAACCUGAUGAAAAGCACUUUAAAUUCAAAUCCUUUUAUUGGGGCUUAAGGCACAUUUUUUAAACUGACAAUCCGAUCCACAUGAGACCCACGAUUUAUGGUCUGUCUUCCAAAAGGGGAUAUAGACCUUACAAUUAUGUUUUAAAGUGCAUAUGACAGGUUUUGUUAUUUUUCUAAUUAUGAUAGUACCUGUGGUUAAGUGGCAGUUUUUGGAAAAAAAAAGUUAAGUACAAAAAUACUGGAAACAGCAAUGAGUUCUAAAAUGGAAUACUUCUACCUAUGUCAUCAACACCUGAAAAUUCCAUCCAAAAUGCAGGGACAAUUUGUCAAUCUAUCAAACAGUACCACAUUAUUUGUUCGUGAAGGACAAUUUAAGCACUUUGAACAGUAAAAUACAAUAAGAAUAAAGUUCACACAAAAGUCACAGUGCAGCUCAACAGGUUGAGUCAUAUUUAUGUGAAAAGGAAGGUAUGUUUCUCAUAGUUUAAACCUUAAUUUAACAAAAUAAAGGUGCUGUCAUUAAUUUUAUUAACCUAAUCAUAACUAUUGUGCAAUUUAGAAUUUUUGGCCCUUGUUAACAUUAUGGUUGCCAAGUAACAGUUUUAUAAUUACCUCUACCCAAUCAUAUCUGGUGCUUCAACCAAGAAGUGAAAUUAUAAACUUAAAAAAUUUUUUUUUUGUAAAAUCUCACAAAAUAAUGACAUUAAUUUUGUUUAAGUGAAAUGAGUAGUCUAACCUGUCAUAUGCACUUACCAGCUUGGCCUAUUCAGCAGCCUUUGAAACUGUCAACAAGAUUUAAAAAAAGCAAAAAACUGCUCCUCUCCUGGUAAAAGAAUAUGGCCUUUAAUAUUUUCUAUGAUGUAAUUGCACUAUAUAAUGUAUGUGUAAAUGAAUAAGAGCCAACUGGAUUUGGAAUUGCUGUAGGUGGAGGUAGUGAUCACAGUGAUUAAAACUGAGCUGGAGGACAGGUGAGUAAAGUCUGUGGAGAAAUUUGUUGUUUAACUGUCAGAUUGUAGAUUUGUUGACCUGGUUUAUGGUUAAUAUCUCUGUAAUUACUGGGCCUAUCUGCAUGAAACAAAAGCUGACACAAAGUUCAACAUCUUCUGUGUCAGUAUAAAAAAACAAAAGUAAUUUUGUUUUUCACAGUACCGUCAGAAAGUGGUAUGACCAUUCAACCCCAAAGACAUUGUCAGUUGAAAGGCCUUAAGCCAUAAAAUAUGACAGGUUUGUGGAUGAGGUUCAACAUUUGUGGAUCAUAAGUUUGGAUAUUUCAUCAAAAACAUUGAAUCUCUGUUAGAGUUUUAUAGUCCCGUCCUCCAUCUGAGAUUAUGCCAUCAAGUUCUAAAACAUGAGCGUGGCCUAUUGGUCAGCCUCUGUCACGCUCUGAGUUAAGUGACAGGUGCAUUAACCAAUCACCGUGAGAUAUGUUCUGUCUUAAUAGCAUAUAUAAAGAAACCAAUUACAUGAGUCAUGAUCAAAUUGCAAGAAAAAAUAUAAAAUAGUCAUUAUAAUGUCCAGUCAUAUUUAGCAUGAACCAGGUGUUUUCUCUUUUUUUAUAUUCAUGAGUGAUCUAUGGCUAUUAAUACAAGAAUCCCAUGCGUUUAUCAGAAAACGUUUGUGUUUUAAAGUGUAACUAUGUAACUGUUCUGCUAAGGGCUCUGCCAUUGACAUGUUUUUACUUUGCCUGUAAUGUUCCACAAUACAACAUUCAGUGUUUCCCCUCACCAUUCACACACCCAAAGUUGUAUUUGGAGUGAUUCGUACAUGUCCGAGCAUCCUUAAAUUGCUUAUUUUCAGGGUGCCAUAUUGCUGAUCGGUCCCCAUUCACUGCAGCCACUGAUCUGUACUUACUUCAUUCUAUUUAAUUUUCUUAUAUGUGUAGGAUUAAUCUGUUGCAUUGUCAUUUUAGUACAAAUGAAUCUGUGGCUCGUCAGUGUGAUCUGCAGCUGUCCAUGGUUUAUUAUGUCGAUUAAUAUUGAGAUUUUGCGAUGUCCAAACAAUGAUCCAUGGGUGUCAUAGAUACAAAUGUUUAGCAGACACAAGCACAAUAUGUCUGCUUUAAAGAUGUUUUAUUGCUGAAAAUAAAACACAUCAAAACCAUGCAUUCUUACAGUGAGUGGGGUCUCCUCCUGCUUGUCUCCGUGGCGAUAGGUUUAAUGCAAUACUGUGGAACAUUCCAGGCAAAGCAAUAACAUUUCUAUAAAGACAGGCAAAUAGCACCAGACAAAGUUACAUAGUACACCUUUAAAGUACAAAUGAGAUUUAAUUGCAGCUCUGGAUAGUAAAUCCAUAAAUGUUGUUUGUUGACAUGUUUUGUUAUUGAUUUCAAUGCAAAAACACAUGAAUGUUCAACAUAUUUUUUUUAAAUGAACGAAUAAGUAGUACACAGUCAUCAGUUAUUUUUUACUCAUUUGUACUAACUUUUCAUUUCCUAUUUUCUUGUAUUGAAACUGCCUUUAAUCUCAUGCCUUCAUUGUGGAUGUGGUUUAUAUAAUUUUAUAUCAUGAUGCCAAACAAGAACAAAUAAAUGCUUUUUUCACAAUCCAG